GUAGCGCGUACAUGUUACCUUGUUAACAGAAAAUUCAGCAAGUUUGGUAAAUAUUUCCUGGAAUACAUAGAGAUUUCGUAUUUUGUUGAAAAGCUGGUUUCAUCGAUGUACCAACAGGUGGUGCUGCAUUAGCUGUCGUUUGCUGUAUGUAGCGAUAGCAUCGUUUUAUCCCCACUACGUUAGCGCGGUCACCGCGCCGCGUUCACCUUCGCUCUCCUUGUUCGCCGUUUCCGUCGCUCUUGUGUCUUUUCUCAUCGUCUCUCUGUCGUCUUUAGUUUCUAGUCGAAGUCAGCGACAGCGUCUCGCAUGGAUUCCUUUGGUUCUUUAUCCAAGAACGUGUCGCUUUCGAUCGGUUACACCUAGAUCCGUGAUAUUCCUAAAGAUUCAAGAGUUGGUAAUUUGGUAGUGGCAGUUGGUGAACGUGACCCCGGUGUACGCGUGAAUCGACCUUUAAGUUUCCAAUUCCCCCACGUUGCUGCUUACUGAUUCAAGUUGAUUCAGGACGGUGCAUACCGCCAGUCGGUUCGAAUAAUCGUUUCGUGGCAGGUGGAGAGAAAAAUCGGCGAAGCCGAGCCUGCCAACCGAAUCAUUCGCCUAGUCAGCCAGCCGCUGCACGAGGCACGGACGAAUAGUAAUCGCGCCUCGAUCGUCGAUCCUCGAUUCUCGAUCCUCGAUCAUCAACGAUAGAUUAUCGAUCGCAGUGCCGACACAACGUGCAACAUUUCUGACAGCCAUCCGUGCGACGCGUAAUUUCUCGUCGUUCUUUUUUUUUUUUUCUAUUUCCCACUUUUCUAUCAGUUAUCGGCACCGAUUCGUCUCCGUUCACUUUUCGUUUCAGUUUUGUGCGCGACAUUACGAGGGUGAGACAUGUCUUCCCUGAAGGGCGAUAAGAUUCCGUGUGCACGAUUGUGCCACAUCGUCAAAUGGGAGGAUUUCGACGGUUAUGGAUUCAAUUUGCACGCAGAGAAAGGAAAGAAAGGGAAAAAUGGCCAGUAUAUCGGUAAGGUGGACGAAGGGUCCCCCAGUCAGGCCGCUGGUUUGCGACAGGGUGAUCGAAUCAUCGAGGUUAACGAAAUCAACAUCGCGAACGAGACUCAUCAACAGGUUGUUGAACGGAUCAAAGCCUUCCCCAAUGAGACGAAGCUACUGGUGGUCGAUCAAGAAGCCGACGAAUAUUUCAGGGCCAACAACAUUAUUAUCAAGGGCACCAUGGCGAACGUCAAGGUGAUCAAGACCCCGGAGAAGAACCCGAAUAGUGUCGAGCAAGAUGAACUUAACGGCAGCAAUGCUUCCAUCGAUGGGAACGCACAAAAGUCGAGCGGCUCCAACGACACGUCGCGCAGCGAGAGCAGCACAGUGUCGGCAGGUGCGACGAGGAGCUCGACGAAAAGCGAGAACGAGAGUGAACGCGAGGAAGAGACUGCUCGAGAAAACGGGAACACCGCGAGGAACGAGAGGAACGAGAGGAACGAGACGGGUGACACGCACGGCAGUACCGGGAACGGGAGCGUCGGUGGAAACGAGCCCUCACGGCAGGGUCUGAAUCUGAAGAUGAGCGCCAAAGAACUGAGAGCUCAGCUGGCAGCGCGCAAAAAGUACGAUCCGAAGAAGGAAUCGAUCGGCUUCAAGGACAAGUUCGACAUCGUGCAGAAAUUAUAACCGCGACAGGUUACAACGUUUCGUCAUCAGCAUCGACGGUCUUCUCGAUUGUACAGCGCGGUGCUUUCAAACGAACGCGCCAGACACGCUUAGUCCCUUUUCAAAAUCGCAUUUUCCAACGAUUUUAAACGACGUUCGAGCCGAUCAGAUGCGAUUUUUCCCGCUAUCUACGACACCGUUUGCGCUCUUCCAAGGACGAUCACGACGACGCGCGACGCGGGAGAAAGUGUACACAACGCGACGCGACGCCCGUCAUCCUCGAUUUCUGUUACACGUUAUCAAAUUCAAGACGCUGCUCGUUCUUUUCGAUUGCGUUAAUCGAUCAAAAUUAUCGCGGCUGCGGUUCGAUGUAGAAACUUCUUACGACACCUUACGCGACGUCAAACGAUCAUCGACGCGCAAGUCCGAAUGGGAAAACUUUGAAAACGGCGAGUGUGGUUCUCGUUAAAGCAACAAAGACAGAUUUCAUUUACCAGAAUUGAAAUGAUUUUACGUAACCCAAGAAAUAUGUAACAACGUGUAAAAGUAGGCGACACAAUAGUGGGAAGUCUCGCGCGAGUUUCCACGUUAGUUUCUGGACAAAGUAAACGAUGAGCCGCAGCGAGUCACAGGACUCGCAGGAAAUCUUGUUGCUAUCUAACCCGACAUUGUUAAAUAUUACGACAACCUGUUGUGCAACCUUCAAUUAUCGUCGUCGUGAUCCUUUUGCGUCGUACUUUACGCGAAUAUUUACAAGUUGGUUGUUUUGUUUUUCUUUUUUUCUUUCUUUUUUCACACGCGAUAUGCACCUAAUACAUUCCGUCUUGCGACAAUACGCAAUUGCAUUGUACGCAACAUUUCGAGAAGCGUUUAUAUUACGCGAUUUUAUGAUUUAUCAAUGGCUUUUGUCAAAAUACUUUAGUCACGUGAUUUGGCUAGACGUUGCAUUUAAUACUCGAUCGAUAAAAUGAUUUUAUGCCAUCUUCUAGACGAUGUAACGUAAAUACCGAUUUAUAUUUGGCUUUUACAAUCGAGACAUGAUUUUCUAUUAUUAUACUUUAUACGACGCGUUUAUUAUUAGAUAGAUAGGCUCGAUAAGACCAGGCGUUUUCGUAACUUCGGCUGUAAGACUAUGUUUUGUUUGAGAUAACGCUAGACGCGUUUCGUCACAGCUAUUUUCAGUUUGAAAUCAGUUUCAUUAUACGUUUGCAGAUAGCUAUUUUAUAUAUUGUUUCAAUGUUUACAAAAAUUUGUGGUCGCAAUUAUUUUAAUUUCGUAUUUCUUCCAAUUCUGGUUUAUAGAGGGACUUUGCGUACGAACCGUUUUUGUUCGCGCUGUAAAGACAGACUGAUCGUCUUCUCGAUCAAGGAAAGUGAUCGAUCAAAUUGUUCGAAGUUCGCGUAACGCGAUCUUCGAGGCUUUGCGCUGAACGUGCUAUGUAAAUUCUUUUCUGUCUUUUCGUUUUCUUGCAAUACGUUUUUUUCUCCUCAGCUCCAGUGCAUAACGGUAUUCGUUUCUGUAAAUAUAUUAGAUCUUCGUGUCUCAAGAUCGGUGCAACGAUCGAAAGAAGCAGUUAAACGACGAUUGAAAAAUCGAAGGGAAACCAUCGUCGUAUUGCUUUGUCGCGUAAACAUUGUUAUCGAAGGACGUCGAUCAAUCGUUAUCGGGUCGAAAACAAACGAUAUCAGGGAAUUAUUGAUCUGAAACGAAAACUGCAGAUUUAACUCCGAUACGAUGUUAGAAGUAUCGCUUUAAAAUUUGGAAAGUUUUUCGAGCAAACCGUUGCACCGAUUUCUUGAUAUAUGUAUAUAAAUAUUCCGAGUAUUACGUAAAUACACACGUUACGAUUAUCGCACACAUUCAAUAUAAUUUGUAAGCCUUAAUUUUAAGCCUUAUGUUUGACGACAAGACUUAGUUGUACGUUACCCAUAAAAUUGCGUUCAUUUGCGUACAUUUGUGUAUAAAUAGUAUUGUACGUA
Messenger RNA from Osmia bicornis bicornis, 3617 nucleotides. Its product is annotated as Na(+)/H(+) exchange regulatory cofactor NHE-RF2. Gene Ontology annotation, cellular component: apical plasma membrane. The coding region runs from base 868 to 1659 and encodes 263 amino acids. The transcript is spliced from 2 exons. Lineage: Eukaryota; Metazoa; Arthropoda; Insecta; Hymenoptera; Megachilidae. Gene Ontology annotation, molecular function: protein-membrane adaptor activity; protein binding. The record is from RefSeq and is a predicted model, not a curated record. Gene Ontology annotation, biological process: protein localization to plasma membrane.